UUUUCAAAAAGAUUACAUCAAUUGUACCAUCCGAGUACCCCUCGUCGGCAUUCUGAUUUCGUUUGUUUUUUUUUCUGUUUAUGUUUUUUUCGGAUUCAUGCGGCACAAAACGCGUGAUAAUUUUUCCGUUAAAAGUGAAUGUUUUUCUUUCAAAAUCUUCUUAAAAUAAUCCGAGUAAACAAUAUGUCCGAUGAUCGCGUAUGCCCGGAAUUCGUGGGACCGAAGUCCUCGUCCGCGAGUGCCCGAAAACGAAGCUACGAUUUCCAGUUUUCGCUACCGGGACCGGAAUUGGAUAGCCCCAGCAGCAGUGACGAUAAAAGCAGACUUUUACCGUUGCUGCAACCGAUGGACGUUGACCUGGAUGAGACAGAAAUUCGGCACCGAAACCGGCAGUUCACCUCGAAGAAACAAAAAUUGAACAACGGAACAUUUAAACGCAAAAUCCGGAAGCUGGUAAACGAAGAUCGGAAAUCGGAAAACCAGCGGUCUAGCUCAGGGUGGAGAAAUAUUUUCCGAUUGAGGAAUCUAUCUAUUGGAUCGAUUGUUGUGACGUUAGUCGUUUUGAUGGCCUUUGGCAUGAAGGAAGACUUUCGGAAUGAUUUCUUCAAACUGUACCUUAGACAGUAUUACUCUUUGCUGUACGGUGUCGAAGAUUACUGCAGUCAGGGUUUGGAUUUUUCGAACGUUACGACGGCUUUGAAACAGCGAGUCGUUGGGCAAUCGGUGGCCAUCGAUCGAGUGACGAAUUUCUUCAACGAAAACCGGAACCAGAUUUUUUCAUCGGCGGCCCUUUUGGGUCCAUCAGGAGUAGGGAAAUCUUUAAUGGCACGAGUAAUCGCGGAGAAUUUUCAGUGGCACACGAAUGUUCAUCUAUAUGAUUGGGACAGAUCUACAACUAUAGAAAAGCACUACCUGGUGUUCCAUUCAUUCAUCGACGAAAUUUGGAACCGAGUGGGUAAGGAAGGUAGCUGUGGUCGUCACUUGCUAGUGAUUGACCGACUCCCUAGUGACAAUCUGUCAUUAGUUGAUCAUAUUCACCAUCUGAUUAACUAUACUGCCCGGCAGAAUAAGCUCCCGAUAACGGUUCUGUUUGUGUUUCAAGAUUUUUCGUUUACUGGUUAUGAACGUUUCUCUGACUUAAGUACGUCGAUAGAGAAAAUUUUCCUCGAACACCUGGCCCAGGAGAAUCUUUUCGAGUGUAUCCGAUUGGAACUGGAAGAAAUGGAUGCAAAUUUCGAUGAUUGUUCGAUGGAAGAUUUGCUUGCAAGUAUCGAUGUGCAUAGGUUGGGUUGUAAGCCAGUGAGAGCCAAGAUGGGCUUGUACUGUUACGCUUGACUCGCGAAUUCUCAACUGACGAACCCUUGGUGAUAAUUAAUUUUGCAAUAUUUAUGUUCAUUAUAUUAAUUCUCUUAAAGGAAAUUAAUAAAACAAUUUCAAGAUAAAAUGCAUAUCAUCAAACGACAACGAUACUCUUAUCUGUUGAGGUUAGGAUUUGAUUUUUACUCAGUAAGCAUUCCAAAUGUUGAACCAAAGACUACGGACAUAAAAAAUAGGAUAAUAAACAAGUUCUUAUAAAGAAUUUAUUAUGCGUUUCAGUAGAUCAACGAUCUUUAAGCAAAACAUCCAAGAAACUCAAAAUAAUUAGAUCCUGAACCCGAGUAUAAGCUCAUGAUCCAGUGCAGAAACUAAAAUAUUAGUUAUUUUAUAAGAAAGAAACCCUGGAGAAGUAACUGGAAAUGACAAAAUCCACAAUCAUCGUAUAGCCUCGUGAUCAGUUAACGAAACUAAAAACGAUAAAAAACUGAACUCGGGGGAGUUAAUGGAAGAAUACCAUUAAGUGGUAAAAUCCCGGAAAGGGUAAAAGCUCUCGGUCAGGAAAAGAAUCUAAAAAUUACAGAAUCUUGAACAGAAGUGAAAACUUUGUUAAAAAUGAAGAAAUUCGAGAGACAAAAUCCUUAAUCUUAAGCGCAUGGUCAAGUGAAGCAACUUAAAAAGGGACAAAAUCCUGAACCCGAGAGUAAAUGUUCACGACAUUAUUAUGAACCCGAAUAAGCUCACAAUCGGAGAAGACGAUAAAAUGCUGGACUCAAGUAUGGAUAAUAAAUUACUAAAUCAUGGACCCGAGUAUAAGGUCAUGGUCAAGUAAAGGCGCCGAGUAUAAAUUCUUAUGAUUAGAAAAAAAAGAAAGAAGAAAUAAAAAACAGAAUCUUGAACCGAGUUUAAGCUUAAGAUCAUUGUACGAUUAUUCUCAAAUGAGCAAAUGGGCAGAAGAAGAA
Molecule: messenger RNA, 2276 nt
Organism: Uranotaenia lowii
Lineage: Eukaryota; Metazoa; Arthropoda; Insecta; Diptera; Culicidae
Exons: 2
Coding region: 139-1335 (398 amino acids)
Molecular function (GO): ATP hydrolysis activity; ATP binding
Source: RefSeq, a predicted model, not a curated record